Enhydra lutris kenyoni (northern sea otter) is the source of this 1876-nucleotide messenger RNA. RefSeq names its product zinc finger protein 789. NCBI's taxonomy places the organism in Eukaryota, Metazoa, Chordata, Mammalia, Carnivora, Mustelidae. The transcript has 2 exons. Gene Ontology annotation, molecular function: DNA-binding transcription activator activity, RNA polymerase II-specific; RNA polymerase II cis-regulatory region sequence-specific DNA binding. The record is from RefSeq and is a predicted model, not a curated record. Bases 28 to 1824 code for a protein of 598 amino acids. Gene Ontology annotation, biological process: regulation of cytokine production; regulation of immune system process; negative regulation of transcription by RNA polymerase II. Gene Ontology annotation, cellular component: nucleus.
UUUCCGAAGCAGGGACUUUAUGAUGAAAUGUCAUCUGAAAGAGAUCUGAUAAUGGAGAGACUUAAGAAGGAUGAGUCCUGGGACUCCAGACUGAUAGAAACCUGGCAAUGCGAAGACACAUUAGAAAGGCGGCAAGGAAAUCCGAAGAAAGACUUAAGGCAAAUCAUAAUUAAACGCAAGAAAACCCCUGUGGAGGAUUGUAAUGAAAGUGGUGAAAGUUCAAGCCCAAUUCAACAUCACAUUUACUCAGUGAAAAAGCCUUGGAAGUGCAAUGAAUGUGGGAAGGGCUUCAGUUACUACUCAGCCUUCAUCCUCCAUCAGAGAAUUCAUACUGGAGAGAAGCCUUAUGUGUGUAAUGAGUGUGGAAAGGCCUUCAGUCGGAGCUCAUCACUUAUUCAGCAUCAGAGGAUUCACACUGGAGAGAAACCGUAUGAGUGUAACGAGUGUGGGAAGGCUUUCAGUCAUCGGUCAGCUCUUAUCCAACAUCAUAUCAUUCAUACUGGAGAAAAACCCUACGAGUGCAAUGAAUGUGGGAAGGCCUUCAACCAAAGCACAUACCUUAUUCAACAUCACAGAAUCCAUACUGGAGAGAAACCCUAUAAAUGCAAGGAAUGUGGGAAAGCUUUCAAUGAUACCUCAUCCCUUAUUAAACAUCAAAGGGUUCAUACUGGAGAAAAACCCUAUGGAUGUACAGAGUGUGGGAAAGCCUUCAGUGACAGGUCAGGCCUCACUCAACAUCAGAGAACUCAUACAGGGGAAAAGCCAUAUGAAUGCAGUGAAUGUGGGAAAGCCUUCAGUUACUGUUCAGCUCUUAUUCAACACCAAGGAACCCAUACUGGGGAGAAACCUUACAAAUGUAAUGAAUGUGGGAAAGCCUUCAGUGACCGCUCAGCUCUUGUAAGACAUCAGAGAAUUCAUACUGGAGAGAAACCUUACAAAUGCAAAGAAUGCAAGAAAGCCUUCAGCCAGAGCUCAUCUCUUACAAAGCACGUGAGAACUCAUACUGGAGAGAAACCGUAUAAAUGCAAUGAUUGUGACAAAGCCUUCAGCCAGAGUUCAUCUCUUAUUCAACACCAGAAAACCCAUACGGGAGAAAAACCUUAUGAAUGCAGUGAAUGUGGAAGAGUCUUCAGGCGUCAGGCAAAUUUCGUUCGACAUCAAAGAAUUCACACAUCAGAGGAUCCCUUUGUAUGCGACAUAUGCGGGCAAGCCUUCAAACAGAAGUCUACUCUUGCUGUCCAUAAACAGUGUCACCCUCAGAAAAAGCCAUAUAAGUGUCAUGACUGUGGAAAAUUUUUCCGUCAGAUGGCAUAUCUUAUUGAACAUAGGAGGAUUCAUACCAAAGAAAAACCCUACAAGUGUAGUGAGUGCGAAAGAACGUUUAGUCAGAAUUCAACCCUUAUUCGACAUCAGUUAACCCACAGCGGAGAAAAACCCCACAAAUGUCUCCAAUGUGGAAAGGCCUUUGGUCGGCAUUCGACCCUUCUGAGCCAUCAACAGAUUCAUACCAAACAGAACACUCACAAAUGCGGUGAAUGUGGAGAGUCCUUUAGCCGGAGUGUAGAUCUCAUUCAGCAUCAAAGAACCCAUACCAAGGAGGAAUUCUUUGAAUGUAGAGAAUGUGGAAAAACUUUUAGUUUUAAGGCAAAUCUUCAUCGCCACGAGGUCAUUCAUACCGGAGAGAGGCCCUACAGAUGUGAUAAAUGCGGAAAAUCUUUCAUCUGGCGCACAAGCUUUAUUAAGCAUCAGGGUACUCACAGAGAUAUCAAUGUGACAUUAACUGGAAAAAGACCAUUGGAAGACCAGAACUUAGCACUCUUGUAAUUAUAUGUAACUCAUUGUUUUAUGAAAAUUAAUAAACAGGAGUUGAAAUGGU